Molecule: messenger RNA, 2306 nt
Organism: Gossypium raimondii (Peruvian cotton)
Lineage: Eukaryota; Viridiplantae; Streptophyta; Magnoliopsida; Malvales; Malvaceae
Exons: 11
Coding region: 239-2056 (605 amino acids)
Source: RefSeq, a predicted model, not a curated record
UUAAAGUUUCCUCUGAAUUCAAUCACUGCAAACAUUUGUACCUCCAUUUGAUGUAACUAUAACUCUCAAGCCUUGCCCUUUUUGUCACAACAAUCAUAUAUAUUUGUCGGGUUUUAUUUAUUUUUCUCACGUUUGAACUUAUUCUGUCAAUAAUAUAAUGGUAAACCAUUGUUAUAUUAUAUAGUGUUAAAGAAUGUGAAAGAUUAGAAUAGUGUGUAGAGUUGAUGAAACAAGGGAAAUGGAUGGUUUCCAUUUAGGCCAGGAAGAAGCAGGUGCAGUUGCUACAAGAGGAGAAAAGAGAGAAAAUGAAGAUUGUUCUUGGUCAUCAUCAUAUCCACGUGUUCAGGCUCAACAUAGGCGUUCGAAGAGUGCCUCAGACAGAGAUUUGGAUGUUUCAAGAGAUGGAGUUCUGCAGCCCGAGGAGAAACAACAGAAGGAAUUACAUGCAUCUGCAUUAUCUACUAGGGCUUAUAGGACUCCAGGUCCUUGUCUUGACCGGUCUGCUUAUAGAAACAAAAAUCCUUCGUUGAACCAGCGAGCCUCUUUGGAGAAAGAUAUUGAACUGCUGCAAUUACGUUUGCAACAAGAAAAAUCUAUGCGAAUUAUGCUUGAGAGAGCAAUGGGGCGGGCUUCAAGCACUUUAUCUCCAGGACACAGGCAUUUUGCUGCACAGACAAAAGAAUUGAUAACUGAGAUCGAGUUACUUGAGGAAGAGGUUGCAAACCGUGAGCAACAUGUACUCUCCCUCUAUAGGAGCAUUUUUGACCAUUGCGUUAGUCGGCCCCCUUCUGGGCAAAGCUCGGGCAAGGCUUCUCCGGCUCGUACAAAACAUACAUCAAGGAAACACCCGAGUAUUAUUUCAAGUGCAUUUUGUUCAUCAAAAAAGUUUCCUCUGAGGCCUUUGCAAGCUCUAGUUUCCACUAAUGACUCAGGGAAAAGAACCUCUAGAAGUAUUGAUGCUUCACAGUUCUGUGGAAAAAGUGACAUUCUAUUUGACAUGUCUUGUUCAUACCCAAUUAAGGAGAAGGUUCAGGGGAUGGAGAAAAACUCAGUUCUGCGAACCCUGAAAGAACAACUUUACCAAUGUCCAAGCAAGUUGUCUGAGGAGAUGGUCAAGUGUAUGGCAGCAGUAUAUUGCCGGCUUCGUAGUGCAACAUCUCUGAAUUCCGAGAAAAACCGAUCACCUUUAUUGUCAAGGUCAUCAACUGAUGUUGUGCUACCUAGACGCAGCUCUGGAGAGGACCAGGAUUUGUCUUGCACAUCCAAUAUUGAGAUAUCUUGGAUAUCAACGGAUAAGAGCCAAUUUUCUCGUGCAUCUAUUGCCAUUAGCAACUACAGAGCUCUAGUAGAACAGCUAGAAAAGGUGACAGUAAGCCAGAUGGAAUAUAGUGCUCAGAUUGCAUUCUGGAUCAAUGUGUACAAUGCCCUUAUUAUGCAUGCAUAUUUAGCAUAUGGAAUUCCCCACAGUUCUUUGAGACGGCUAGCCUUGUUCCACAAGGCUGCAUACAGCAUUGGUGGCCAUAUCAUAAGUGCAAAUGCCAUAGAGCAAUCAAUAUUUUGCUUUUGCACACCUCGAAUCGGACGGUGGCUAGAGACCAUCCUCUCUACUGCUUUAAGGAAAAAAUCUGGUGAAGAAAGGCUAUUUAUCAGUUCAAAACUCGGUCUUCCAUAUCCUCAACCACUUGCCUGCUUUGCUCUUUGUACUGGUGCAUUUUCUGAUCCUGUGCUAAAAGUUUACACUGCAUCAAAUGUUAAAGAAGAGCUGGAAGUUGCAAAAAGAGAGUUUCUUCAAGCAAAUGUAGUUGUGAAGAAGUCAAAGAAAGUAUUUCUACCAAGAGUAUUGGAAAGGUUUGCAAAAGAAGCCUCUAUCAGUUCAGAUGAUAUCCUGAAUUGGGUUGCUGAAAAUGUUGACAAGAAGCUCCACAAUUCGAUACAGAAAUGUAUUGACGGUAAAUCGAAGAAGAAAUCAUCGCAGGUUAUUGACUGGUUGCCUUAUAAUUCAAGUUUCAGGUAUAUUUUAUCAAAGGACUUAACAGAGAAACCAUGGUGGGUAUGAGUUUGACCGGUUGCCAGACAUUUAAACAGGUUUCUCAACAUCGUGUAAGCAUUGUAACACGGAUUGUGGCCGGAGGUGAGGUAUCCGGUCAUCUUUACUUGUAAUCACGUAACCAUUUCAUUGUAUAUCCUAAUCUUUGUUAGAUUUGUAAAAUAAAUCUGAAAUAAAACUUAAUAAACUAGGAUCUAUCAUGUUAAAUCAUCAAGAAUAAAUCAAAAACAAAACUAAAUUAACACAAGAAAAUUCAGAC